AUGUCCAAUUCAAACAAUCCUUAUUCAGGAUUCUCGAAACGAACUUCAACCGACUAUGAUGAAGGAGAAACCAGAGGACCAGGAGAGGAACAAAAUCGGGGACAAAGAGAGAGACAAGGUCAAGAGGGGUUUAAAGGACACUCUGCUGCUUUUCAAGGAUACGACCCAGAAUCGGGAAAAUUGGGACGAAGAAGGUCGUUAAUUCGAAGAGAUAGAUCUAGAGCCUGUUCUGGAAGUCAAAAUUACCAUUAUAGAAGUUCACCUUUAGGUGUAGGUACUGGGAUGACGCCGGGACUUCCUAACCCUACAGGGUAUGCGGGACCUCACAGUGGGCCCGCCACAUCCACUGGCGGAUAUAGGGGUUAUUACGACCAUCAGACUUUUCCCCUUACGUAUCAUGACGAUAUACCGCUGCAAUCAUUGCCACCUAUGAAAGAAUCUGAUUUCGAGGGUAAAGGCACUUCUUUUACACAGCAAGUUUUGGAUACAGGUGAAAAUAACGGAAUUAAUAUGGGAUCAUCACAUAAUGCUCUCCCCUUUGUAAUUAAUGACGAUGAUGAUAUGGAAAGUGCAAUAUCCGUGGAUACCAUACAACCGGAAGAGCCUGAAACCGUUCCAUUAACUGGGAGAAACUAUACGACAAUGACAUCUAGCAGACUCAGGAACUUAGAGAAGGACCCUAGAAAUUUUCCUUUUUGGAAGGAGUAUUGCUAUCUGGUUACAUUUUGGGCACCCUCACCGUUGCUUCAACUCUUUGGUUUGAAAACUGCUCAAAGACAGUAUGCUUGGAGAGAAAAGAUGGGACUCAUUUCCAUAAUUUUAGUUCUAGGUGGCAUAAUAGCGUUUCUUACAUUCGGAUUUACUAGGUCUGUAUGUACUGGUAUGACAACAAGACUGCAUGCCGAUACUAUAUCCACUGGAUAUUUGGUUAUCAACGGUCGUGUAUAUAAUUUGGACUCUUCAUCGCAUCCUGCUGCGCCCGGUAUCCAAGCAGGAACCAACGUGCUUUAUUCCCCAGUGAAUGCCGGUGGUAAAGACGCGAGUCUUCUUUUUCAGAAUGUAAAUGGAAACUGCAGAGGUCUUAUUGUUCCUCGUGAGAACUGUACAAUUCCCAACAAAGACGGAAACUUAGCAUGGUAUAUGCCUUGCAAAGCAAUUGAUAUAGAUGGUUCAACGCAUCCAAACUUUACAUUUGACUAUUACGAUGGCUAUGCAUGCCACACUUCGGCCAAGGCCAGGAAAGCUUUUUACUCCUUGAAAGUUGAAGGCAAUGUCUACUACAGCUGGGACGAUAUUGCUAACACCACCAGAAAUUUGGUGGUCUUUAACGGAAAUGUGCUAGAUAUGGAUCUAUUAGAUUGGCUUGAGAAAGAUGAUCUUGAGUAUCCAGCAUUGUUUGACAGCAUCAAAAACAAUCCCAGCAUGAAAGGCUAUGACAUUUCCAGGCUUCUUUCGGAUGCAAGUCAACGUCAAGUCGCAAACUGCUUAGUAGAAAUAGUGAAGAUCGGUGUUAUCGAUACUUCUACUGUUGGCUGCAUUGCUGCAAGUAUAGUUCUUUACGUCUCUUUGGUGUUUGUGCUAGCUCUCGUCAUCGUUCAAUUUGUAGUUGCCUGCUACUUCAAAUGGUUCGUAGCUCCAAAUCAAGGGGUCAAUAAAUCUACAUUGAAGGAAACGAACAGCAAAGCAGAAAAAAUUGAAGAAUGGACUGAUAACCCUUCAUCUCAAUCAAUGAUGUCCAAAAGACGUGCAGACUACCACAACAGAGACGAAUCAUCGAAUUCUCUUGCGGCUGCUCGCGCAAAUGCUCACAGUGCAAACAAUACCAAAAGGAAAGCACUCAGACUUUCUUGGGGUGGAGACAUCUUGGAUUUUAUUGAUAGAAAAGAUCAGAAGGAGACACAACCGAUAUCUGACUACGUUCCAAAGUAUCUCACAAUGACCACUGAAGCUUAUCUGGUCUCUCAGAAGAGCAGAGGACAUGUAAGAGGGUUGUCUACACAAUCGUUAGCUACUUUGGAGACAUACGUGCAAGAUCCAUUCAAAAAUCCAGUACCAGAGGGAUCAUCCGAUAUGGAUAUUCAAACAUUGGAUUCCUCUCUUGUUCAUCCCAAUGUGAUGUCUCAGCCUCCAGUCGGCUGGGAACCUUUUGGUUACCCAUUAAUCUAUACAAUGUGUCUUGUUACAUGCUAUUCCGAGGAUAAAGGAGGUAUCAGAACCACAAUCGAUUCCAUUGCCACCACAAACUAUCCAAAUUCUCACAAACUGAUAAUCAUUAUUUGUGAUGGCCUAAUUACUGGUGCUGGCAACCAGAAAUCAACCCCUGAUAUCUGUCUUGAUAUGAUGUCAGAUUUAGUUUUACCAAAAGAUCAGGUACAGCCUCAUUCGUAUGUAUCUGUAGCUGAGGGUUCCAAAAGACAUAAUAUGGCAAAAGUAUACGCUGGAUUUUACCAAUAUGACGAUACCACUGUUCCUCCUGAAAAUCAGCCCCAAAUUCCUAUAAUGCUUAUAGUGAAGUGUGGUACUCCAGCGGAGAUUUCAUCUGCCAAACCGGGAAACAGAGGUAAAAGGGAUUCCCAAAUAAUAUUAAUGUCCUUUUUGCAAAGCAUUACUUUCAAUGAGAGGAUGUCGGAGUUAGAGUUUGAAAUGUUGAAGUCAAUUUGGCAGGUUACGGGACUAAUGGCCACCUUCUACGAAGCAUUGCUCAUGGUUGAUGCAGAUACAUUGGUCUUCCCUGAUUCGUUAACGCAUUUGGUAGCAGAAUUGGUGAGAGACCCCGAAGUAAUGGGACUUUGUGGCGAAACCAAAAUUGCCAACAAAACACAAUCGUGGGUUACCGCUAUUCAAGUGUUUGAAUAUUACAUAUCUCAUCACCAAGCUAAGGCUUUCGAGUCUGUGUUUGGCAGUGUGACAUGCCUACCCGGAUGCUUCUGCAUGUACAGAAUUAAGGCACCGAAGGAUAUCAAUGUUUGGGUACCAAUUCUCGCCAAUGCAGAUAUUGUUGCCAAAUAUUCAGACAAUGUCUUGGACAGCUUACACAAAAAGAAUUUGUUGCUUUUAGGUGAAGACAGAUUUCUUUCUUCUUUGAUGUUGCGAACAUUUCCUAGGAGAAAGCAGAUAUUUGUACCAAAGGCUGUCUGCAAAACUAUCGUUCCAGAUAAAUUCAAUAUUCUCUUAUCGCAGCGUCGCCGAUGGAUUAACUCAACAGUCCAUAAUCUUAUGGAGUUAGCAAUGGUGAAAGAUCUUUGUGGUACAUUCUGCUUUUCUAUGCAGUUUGUCAUUAUUGUCCAAUUGAUCGGUACACUUGUCCUACCUGCCUCGAUUACCUUCACAUUGUAUAUCAUAAUUGUGGCAAUAUUCUCGCCUGAUAAGCCCAUUAUGUCAUUGAUUCUUAUGGGUAUAGUGUUCGGCUUACCAGCCAUUCUUAUUGUUGUGACUGUUUCAAAUCCAAUGUAUGUGAUUUGGAUGUUUAUAUACCUUGCCUCUCUUCCAAUAUGGAACUUCAUUCUGCCCUCGUAUGCUUAUUGGAAGUUUGAUGAUUUUAGUUGGGGCGAUACCAGGAAGACUCAGGCUACGGAUAGAACGAAUCCUGAGACAAAAGGAGAAUUUGAUGGAUCUCAAAUUGUUCAUAUGACUUGGAGAGAAUACGAGAGGAAGAGAAUAAGAUUAGAGAGAUCCGGAAUUCCCGUUGCUUAUAAUCCAGGCUACCACGAUGGGAAUAAUAGAUAG
Messenger RNA from Brettanomyces nanus, 3726 nucleotides. RefSeq lists its product as uncharacterized. Gene Ontology annotation, cellular component: cell septum; cell periphery. The transcript has a single exon. Gene Ontology annotation, molecular function: chitin synthase activity. Bases 1 to 3726 code for a protein of 1241 amino acids. NCBI's taxonomy places the organism in Eukaryota, Fungi, Ascomycota, Pichiomycetes, Pichiales, Pichiaceae. The record is from RefSeq and is a predicted model, not a curated record.